AGGAGCAGGAAGCCAGCGCUGCCCCGGGCGCCGCACACAGCGCAGAGGCCGCGCCGUGGGGGACGGUCUGCUGGCUCAGCUGCGGCCACCCCGGUUGGCAUCGGCCCUGAACACUUCCUCCUCGGCUGCGGGGAGCUUGGCUGCCAUGGAGCCCGGGCCGCCUGGCGGCUCCAGGCCCGCGGAGCCCGGGCGUCGCCUGAGCGGAGCGCCCCUGGCGACCUCGGCCUCCUCGAGAAGCGCGGCCCGGGCAGAGCCGGGGAGACUUUCGCUCGCGGUGGCGGCCGUGCUGCCGGCGGGGGGCUCCGGGGAGAGGAUGGGCGUCCCCACCCCGAAGCAGUUCUGCCCCAUCCUGGAUCGGCCGCUCAUCAGCUACACCCUGCAGGCCCUGGAGAGAGUGUGUUGGAUAAAGGACAUUGUUGUAGUAGUAACGGAAGAGAACAUGGAAGCAAUGAGAAGUAUCAUUCGGAAGUAUCAGCACAAACACAUCUCACUUGUUGAAGCUGGAGUAACUCGCCACAGGUCAAUUUUCAAUGGGCUAAAUGCACUGGCACAAGAUCAGCCAGACUGCAAACUCUGUAAGCCAGAAGUUGUGAUCAUUCACGAUGCUGUCAGACCAUUUGUUGAGGAAGAUGUCCUCCUCAAAGUUGUCAUAGCUGCUAAGGCACAUGGGGCAGCAGGAGCAAUUCGACCUCUUGUAUCUACUGUCAUCAGUCCUUCUGCUGAUGGUUGCUUAGACCACUCACUAGAACGUGCCAGAUACAGAGCAAGUGAAAUGCCACAAGCUUUUCUAUUUGAUGUGAUUUAUAAAGCAUAUCAGCAG
This is a messenger RNA of Castor canadensis (American beaver), 820 nucleotides long. Lineage: Eukaryota; Metazoa; Chordata; Mammalia; Rodentia; Castoridae. The record is from RefSeq and is a predicted model, not a curated record.